This is a messenger RNA of Arabidopsis lyrata subsp. lyrata, 1854 nucleotides long. Its product is annotated as formamidopyrimidine-DNA glycosylase. NCBI's taxonomy places the organism in Eukaryota, Viridiplantae, Streptophyta, Magnoliopsida, Brassicales, Brassicaceae. The transcript has 11 exons. Gene Ontology annotation, molecular function: damaged DNA binding; zinc ion binding; DNA-(apurinic or apyrimidinic site) endonuclease activity. Gene Ontology annotation, biological process: base-excision repair. The coding region runs from base 431 to 1708 and encodes 425 amino acids. Gene Ontology annotation, cellular component: nucleus. The record is from RefSeq and is a predicted model, not a curated record.
AACAAAGACCUAUUGACAAAACCAAAACGUACGCUUUCUGGUGGAGAUAAUUUUAUAGAAUAUGAGACAAGCAAUAAUAACCACAAUAGAGUAUGAUGCAAUAUUUUAGAAAUAUGUUAUAAUAAAAGUUUGAGACAAUCAAAGUUUAUAAUUAUAUUUAGGGAGACUUUACAAGAUUGUGAAAAUUAUGAUGGAAACUUUACAAGAUUAUGGAAAAGUUAAUCAAAGAGAUUAUACAAAACUCUCUAAUAAUCAUUUAAAAUCGUUAAUUUUAUCUAUUUUCUAUAUUCUUUAAAGUUAUUAAAACUCUUUUAAAGUUGCCAACAAUAACAAGGUACAAUGCUACAACUAAAAAAACGAAGCAAUAAAAGCGCGCGAAUCGGAGGGAACCGGAGAGACCAAAACCCUAAUUUCGUCGACGAAAACAACCAUGCCGGAGCUUCCAGAGGUAGAGGCGGCGAGAAGAGCAAUAGAAGAAAAUUGUCUUGGAAAGAAGAUUAAGCGAGUCAUUAUCGCCGACGACAACAAAGUAAUCCAUGGAAUCUCCCCGUCUGAUUUCCAAAUCUCAAUCCUCGGCAAAACCAUCGUCUCUGCUCGUAGAAAGGGCAAAAACCUCUGGCUCGAGUUAGAUUCGCCGCCAUUUCCUUCUUUUCAAUUUGGUAUGGCUGGUGCUAUUUAUAUCAAAGGCGUUGCAGUUACUAAGUAUAAGAGGUCUGCUGUAAAGGACUCAGAGGAGUGGCCAUCUAAGUAUUCAAAGUUCUUCGUCGAGCUUGAUGAUGGUCUGGAGCUUUCAUUUACUGAUAAGAGGAGAUUUGCCAAAGUUCGACUUCUAGAAAAUCCAACUUCUGUGAGUCCAAUAUCAGAGCUUGGUCCUGAUGCAUUGUUAGAGCCUAUGACAGUUGAGGAAUUUGCAGAAAACUUAGCUAAAAAGAAAAUAACCAUAAAACCUCUCCUACUUGAUCAGGGUUUUAUUUCAGGUAUUGGGAAUUGGAUCGCUGAUGAAGUGCUGUACCAAGCCAGAAUCCACCCGUUGCAGUCUGCUUCUAGCCUCUCCAAAGAGCAAUGUGAAGCUUUGCACACAUCCAUCAAAGAGGUCAUUCAACAUGCGGUUCAAGUCAGUGCUGAUAGCAAAGAGUUUCCUGUUGAUUGGUUGUUUCAUUUUCGGUGGGGGAAAAAAGCGGGGAAAGUUAAUGCUGUGGAAGUUGAUGCAGACAGUAGUCAGUUUCCUAGUAACUGGAUUUUUCAUGAUAGGGAAAAGAAGCCAGGAAAGGCCUUUGUUGAUGGGAAGAAGAUUGAUUUCAUUACUGCUGGUGGAAGGACAACAGCUUAUGUUCCAGAACUGCAGAAACUUUCUGGGAAAGACGCAGAGAAAGCAGCCAAGGUCAGACCGGCUAAACGAGGUGUGAAACCCAAAGAAGACGAUGGAGAAGGAGAAGAAGAUGAACAAGAAUCCGAGAAAGAAGAUGAGAGUGCUAAAACGAAGAAAGGACAGAAGCCCAGGGGUGGUCGUGGUAAGAAGCCUGCCUCGAAGAGAAAAACAGAAGAUAGUGACGAUGAGGACGAUGAUGCUGAUGGUGGAGAUGAUAGCGAGGCUGAAGAGAAAGUUGUGAAACCCAGAGGCCGUGGUACAAAGCCUGCGACAAAGAGGAAAUCUGAAGAGAAAGCUACUAGCCAAGCUGGUAAGAAGCCAAAGGGAAGAAAAAGUUGAGAACCUAAUGACUACAAGAUGUUUUUUUUUUGUGGGAAGCAAACACUUAUCCCAUUUUUUUGUAAGAAAGUAUGUUGGAAAUGUGGGAUGUCUACAAGGCUUACUAUUGCUAGUUAUUUUGGCUGUUGCAAGGCUUUGUGAUUACC